UAUAGAUCAUUGGAGCGCAAUGAAGUAGCCUUUGGAGCAGGGAGGGGGGACCCCGUCCGACUGCCACCGCCGCCACAGCGCACGGCAGCGACGGCCCGCCACCAUCACCGCUCGCACUCGAGUCGCCCGGCCCGCGAGGAGGCAACGGCCGCCGCCGCCGGAGGGAGCGGCGAGACGACCGGCCGGGAGCGCGCCCCGGCCGGCCACCUUCCCCCGGGUACUUCCAGAGCAAGUCCGGUGUCUUCCACACCCCCUCCCCGGCUCCCGGGCUGGGGACUCCGGAGAGCCGCUGCAAAAAUCUAAGCGAUCCGCCCUCCCGAGCCCUUCGCCCGGCCCUGCCCUGCGCCUCCCCGGCUGGGAUCCGCGUGCCGGGGUCCCUGCUCCUGCGCCCGGGGCGCGUCUCCGGACCCCCCACCCCCCACCCCGCGAUCGAUCCACCUCCGCCAGCCAGGACAAAGCCAUGAAGCCGGCGCUGCUGGAAGUGAUGAGGAUGAACAGAAUGUGCCGGAUGGUGUUGGCCACUUGCUUGGGAUCCUUUAUCUUGGUCAUCUUCUAUUUCCAAAGUAUGUUGCACCCAGUCAUGAGGAGGAAUCCGUUUGGUGUGGACGUCUGCUGCAGAAAGGGGUCACGAAGUCCUCUGCAGGAACUCUACAACCCCAUCCAGCUGGAGCUCUCCAACACCGCAGUCCUGCACCAGAUGAGGCGAGACCAGGUGACAGACACCUGCCGAGCCAACAGCGCCAUGAGCCGCAAGCGACGGGUGCUCACCCCCAACGACCUGAAGCACUUGGUGGUGGAUGAAGACCAUGAACUCAUCUACUGCUAUGUGCCCAAGGUGGCAUGUACCAACUGGAAACGUCUCAUGAUGGUCCUCACCGGGCGGGGCAAAUACAGUGACCCCAUGGAGAUCCCCGCCAACGAGGCCCACAUCUCGGCCAACCUGAAGACCCUCAAUCAAUACAGCAUCCCAGAGAUCAACCAUCGCUUGAAAAGCUACAUGAAGUUCUUAUUUGUCCGGGAGCCCUUCGAGCGCCUGGUGUCUGCCUACCGCAACAAAUUCACCCAGAAAUACAACACCUCUUUCCAUAAGCGCUAUGGCACCAAGAUCAUCAAACGCCAGCGCAAGAAUGCCACCCAGGAGGCCCUACACAAGGGGGCUGAUGUCAAGUUCGAGGAGUUCGUGGCUUAUCUCAUUGACCCCCACACCCAGCGGGAGGAGCCCUUCAACGAGCACUGGCAAACCGUCUACUCGCUCUGCCACCCCUGCCACAUCCACUACGACCUCGUGGGCAAGUACGAGACCCUGGAAGAGGAUUCCAAUUAUGUCCUCCAGCUGGCAGGAGUGAGCAGCUACCUGAAGUUCCCCACCUAUACAAAGUCUACAAGAACUACCGAUGAGAUGACCACGGAGUUCUUCCAGAACAUCAGCUCCGAGCACCAGACGCAGCUGUACGAAGUCUACAAACUCGAUUUUUUAAUGUUCAAUUAUUCAGUGCCAAGCUACCUGAAAUUGGAAUAAAGGGGGCUGGGAUAGAGGGUAGGGUCGGGGAGGGAGAGAAUCCUGCUUUUUAAUUUAAGAUUUUUAUUUGUCAAAUGAAUUAUAUGGAUAUGGGGUUAUUUUGUAAAUUAAUAUUUCCUCGGGGAAGAUGCUGCUAGCAGCAUUGGUGAGAAUUAUUUUUUAAAAAAAAUCCUUCGUCGGGAAGGACAGCUGUCUUUGUAGGGGAACAGGGCGAUUGUCCUUGGUUUUUUUUUUUUAGAAGUGAAUACUGCAACACUGUCUCAGAGAUUUCCUUGUGUUCUGGUGAAUUCCAUGAAUUAUGCAUUCCAUAAAUUCUAAUUAAUAUUAUUUAUAGUUAUUUAAACAUGGUCUCUGUAUAGAUUUCUUUUGUGUGUGUGUUUGUAUGUGGCAGCAGACUGCUACGUCUUUGCAGAGGAAAUCUAUGGUCUGUGCUUCUCUUUGCAACAGUUCAUUUGGAGACAUGCUGGUUCUCCACAUCAACUUCUCACAGAGUUGUACAGUGACAACCCUUGUGAUGUGCAUAAAUGCCAUCAUUCAGGAAUUCUGUGAGGAAUAAGUAGGUUGUUAUUGCCCUUAGGGCUAGGCCUGUGGUGCAUGCCUAUAAAAAUCUCAGCUGGGUGGGAGGCAGAGAUGGGAGGAUCCCAGUCUGAGGCUGGCCCAGGCAAAAGCCUGAGGUCUCAUCUGAAAAAACAAACUAAAAGCUAACGGGCUGAGUCAUGGCUCAGACCUUAAGUUCAAUCCUCAGUACUACCCAAGAAAGAGGCAUCAUCACAAAGGACUAACUCUAAGCUAAUUUCAAUUGACCCCAAAGUCCCUUCCAUGAAAGAAAUGUGAUUUUUUUUUUUGUAACCCAAGCAAAGAGCUGAUUUUUCACCAGAACUAGCAGUCUGGUAGUCUAGGCUUUUAUAUAGAAAUGAACUGGCAGUGCCAGUUGUGUGAAGGCAAAGUGACCAUAGCUUUAUAGUCGGCAUGUAUUUAUUGAGCAUCUGCUCCCUUCUAGGCCCAACUAUAUAGGCCUGCAGACAGAGCAUUGGACAAAGCCAAUACUGAAGCAGCUUUACAUGGACACAGGGCAGCCAGCUCGACAGUGAGCAAAUCCUUGAUAUUCCUGGGUUUGAGGGGCUAUUUGUGAGCAACCCCAGGAGGUCCAUAACCCUUACAGCUGUGCAUUUUUCUUUGGCCCAAAUCUGAAAACCUCACACUUGGCUCGGUCCUCUCGACAUGGUUAGUAAUCUAAGGUCAUUACCCAACACAAGAAAUGCAAAAAGUGUUUCCUCUCAUGUGCCUGUUGCAAUUUGGUGGUCAUGGUUUCUUUUAAAUCCCACCAGGGAUUCUCCAGGCACAGUGUGGAACUGUGCUAUGAUUGAUUAGUGAUGUCUGCCUGGAUGAAGAAAGGGGAACAUGGUCAUCUUGCAUCCAGCAGCCACAUUCUCAUACAGAAGCAUUAGCUACUGCUUGCUGCAUUUAAGAGUGAGUGGCAUGCAUACAUUUUGGGAUUUUCAAUGGUCUAGCAUUUCUACCCCUUCUGAAGGUCAAAGAUGAAGAUUCACACACACACACACACACACACACACACACACACACACACACAUUCCAAACCCUCCCAUGUCCUCCAGAGGCUAAGAGACCUUAGGCCUCUCAUGGCUGCUAUGCAUAAGCAGCUAGGACAGCCUCUGUGAUUUAAUCUGUGCACCUUCACUGGGAGACUGUAAACUUACUACUUCCCGGGAACAUCCCAACCUACUUCCCCUUUGCGGUCAUUUCUGAUGAUUUUUGGUUGAAAUUUGAGCCACAUCCCUCUUACAACUAGUGAAUGAUUGGGUAGCAGAUACUGUAUAUAGUAAUAAUAAUAAUAAUAGUUCUAAUGAUUAGGAAGGGUGGGAUGGGUAAGUUUGUUUUGUUUUUGAUGCAGUAUGUAGUGUAGAGGUGGGGAUAUUCUAAACAAAAGAAUGAAUAAUUUAUUCACAGAAACUAUGAAAAUGGUAUUGUAAAGCUCAUAGCAAGCUCUGUGAGCAGCAACUGCAACUUCUCACCGAGGAAAUUAUUUUAUAUAAUGUGAGCAAGAUGUGCUCCAGAGAGGAGCAGGCUGAAGCUAUUUAUAGCACGUAGGUACCUUCUUCCAUGCUAUCUUUGCUUUGUGACAGGCCCAGCUACUACACUUUUGAUAGAUAGAGAGUUAUGCAAUGUGUUUGACCAAACAGCAUCAGUAACUGUAAUUUGGAGUCUGGACUCUUUUUUUUUUUUCCAGAUAGUGGGUGCUGUCCUCAGAAAUCAGCUCCCACUAAUGAAACAGGUCCAUUAAAUUCCUAAGGUGUGAUCUACAGAAAAAGAGUUUUCUGGCACAUCCCUUCGGUGUGGUACAAAUGAAAGGUUUUGUGAUCACAUAUCCUUGGGAAACAAAGUGAAGUCCAUUUCCUUUCUGCAGGAGUUUUUAGAGCCUUGGAUACUUGAAGAGCAGUGUGAGUUCCCAAGAGCAUUAUGGCAGCAUUUCUUGGACUUACCUGACCUGGACAGUCUCUUUUGCAGAUCACUGCAUGGAGCAGGUGUUCCCAAGAGAAUCUUUAGCUUCAGUGAUUUAGCAUGUGAGAUCUACUGAGGGUAAAAACUGUCCCCAGCCAUCUCCCUAAACAAACAAGGAAGCAAAACCAAACUAGCACUGCAGUCUCUAUAUAAUUUAUAGAAUACAGGUACUUUAUAUGACAUGGAUUAAACUUUUACUUAAGUGCAAUGGUUUUAAUCUUGGAUUCUGCCCUCAGACAAUGAUUCUAUUUCAGGUGGGUGGAGGGAGGUCUCAGGAGGCUGUAGAUGGGAGAGAGGAAAAAGAGGGGGGAUGGUGAGUAAGUUACACAAUGACCCCCCCCUCCAAACACACACACAGUGUAAGGUUGUUCAGUGAGAGCAAAUGAUCACAUGAGAAGUACUUCUCCAUUUUCAUAGUUUGAAUGUGUUUGCUCUAUGCUUUCUUUUGUUUGUUUGUUUGUUUGCAAAUGGAAAUUUACAUCCACUUCCCAUGCUUUGCAUUUCUGCCCCUAACUUGUAGUGCAGGCUCACCGCAUGCUGCAUGCCCUUCGCUGGCUUCAAGGGAGAAAAGUUGUCCUUCGGGGGAUGGAUGCAGCUACUCAUUUCUGAAGGGACUCCUUCUCCUCGUGUUCUGUUUUGUGUUCAUGUUUUAUUUUCUUAUGAUAUAAUUUUU
This is a messenger RNA of Dipodomys spectabilis (banner-tailed kangaroo rat), 4712 nucleotides long. It is a transcript of the gene Chst11, whose product is annotated as carbohydrate sulfotransferase 11. The record is from RefSeq and is a predicted model, not a curated record. Gene Ontology annotation, biological process: proteoglycan biosynthetic process; carbohydrate biosynthetic process. NCBI's taxonomy places the organism in Eukaryota, Metazoa, Chordata, Mammalia, Rodentia, Heteromyidae. Bases 461 to 1519 code for a protein of 352 amino acids. Gene Ontology annotation, cellular component: membrane. The transcript is spliced from 3 exons. Gene Ontology annotation, molecular function: sulfotransferase activity.